Molecule: messenger RNA, 1374 nt
Organism: Ascochyta rabiei
Lineage: Eukaryota; Fungi; Ascomycota; Dothideomycetes; Pleosporales; Didymellaceae
Exons: 3
Coding region: 1-1374 (457 amino acids)
Biological process (GO): carbohydrate metabolic process
Molecular function (GO): hydrolase activity, hydrolyzing O-glycosyl compounds
Source: RefSeq, a predicted model, not a curated record
AUGUACAGGUCUCUCGCCCUCACUUCGCUCACCUUCCUGAGCGCCGUCCGCGCUCAGCAGGUCGGUACGUCUCAGUCUGAGACUCACCCUAAGAUCAACUGGAAGACCUGCACCGGCACCGGUGGCAACAGCUGCACCAGCAAGGCUGCCCCUGUUGUGCUCGACUCCAACUGGCGAUGGUCCCAUAACAUUGGUGGCUACACCAACUGCUUCGACGGUAACUCCUGGAACACCUCCCUCUGCCCUGACGACGAUACUUGCGCUAAGAACUGCGCCAUUGACGGUGCCGACUACUCUGGUACCUACGGUAUCACCACUUCCAGCGAUGCCUUGACAUUGAAGUUCGUCACAAAGGGCCAGUACUCCAGCAACGUUGGAUCGCGUACCUACCUCAUGGAGACCGACACCAAAUACCAGAUGUUCAACCUCAUCAACAAGGAGUUCACCUUCGAUGUUGAUGUUUCCAACCUUCCUUGCGGUCUUAACGGUGCUCUCUACUUUGUCGAGAUGGCCGCCGACGGUGGACUCAACAAGGGCAACAACAAGGCCGGUGCCAAGUACGGAACGGGAUACUGCGACUCCCAAUGCCCCCACGACAUCAAGUGGAUCAACGGCAAGGCCAACAGCGCCGGAUGGGUCUCUUCCCCCAACGAUGCCAACGCCGGCUCCGGUAUUACGGGCGCCUGCUGCCCUGAGAUGGACAUCUGGGAGGCCAACUCCAUCUCCACAGCCUACACUCCCCAUCCCUGCAAGGGCACUGGUCUUGUAGCCUGCACAGGCACUGACUGCGGCGACGGCGACAACCGCUACAAGGGUGUGUGCGACAAGGACGGAUGCGACUUCAACAGCUACCGCAUGGGCGUCAAGGACUUCUACGGCCCGGGCGCUAAGCUCGACACAAAGGCCAAGAUGACCGUCGUCACGCAAUUCAUCGGCUCCGGCUCCAGCCUCAGCGAGAUCAAGCGCUUCUACGUCCAGAACGGCAAGGUGUACAAGAACAGCGAGUCCGCCAUCUCGGGCGUGACUGGCAACUCCAUCACCGACUCGUUCUGCAAGGCGCAGAAGAGCGCCUUCGGCGACACCUCCUCCUUCGCCAACCUCGGUGGCCUCAACGCCAUGGGCGCCUCGCUCGCCCGCGGCCACGUCCUCGUCAUGUCUCUCUGGGACGACCACGCCGUCAACAUGCUGUGGCUCGACUCCAGCUACCCCACCACCGCCGACCCCAGCAAGCCUGGUAUCGCCCGUGGAACUUGCCCAAUCACCUCCGGCGUCCCCGCUGAUGUCGAGGCCAACAGCCCCAACUCCAGCGUCGUCUUCAGCAACAUCAAGUUCGGCCCUAUCGGCUCUACUUUCAACCAGGCUUCAGCUGUCUAA